This is a messenger RNA of Perognathus longimembris pacificus (Pacific pocket mouse), 6264 nucleotides long. RefSeq names its product microtubule-associated serine/threonine-protein kinase 4-like. NCBI's taxonomy places the organism in Eukaryota, Metazoa, Chordata, Mammalia, Rodentia, Heteromyidae. Gene Ontology annotation, biological process: peptidyl-serine phosphorylation; intracellular signal transduction. The transcript has 28 exons. The coding region runs from base 1 to 6264 and encodes 2087 amino acids. Gene Ontology annotation, molecular function: protein binding; protein serine/threonine kinase activity; magnesium ion binding. The record is from RefSeq and is a predicted model, not a curated record.
AUGCAGUUGCACUGUAAGGAGUUGAGUCUCCCCCGAAGAGGAAGUCUGAUAGAUUCCCAGAAGUGGAAUUGCUUGGUCAAACGUUGCCGAACAAGUAACCGGAAGAGCUUGAUCGGCAAUGGCCAGUCGCCAGCGCUGCCUCGGCCCCACUCACCCCUCUCUGCGCAUGCAGGAAACAGCCCUCAAGAUAGCCCAAGAAAUUUCUCCCCCAGUGCCUCAGCCCAUUUUUCAUUUGCACGGAGGACCGAUGGACGGCGCUGGUCACUGGCUUCUCUACCCUCCUCUGGCUAUGGGACAAACACACCCAGCUCUACUGUCUCGUCAUCCUGUUCCUCUCAGGAGAAGUUGCAUCAGUUACCAUACCAACCAACACCAGAUGAAUUACACUUCUUGUCAAAACAUUUCUGUACCACGGAAAGCAUUGCCACCGAGAACAGAUGCAGAAACACGCCGUUGCGCCCUCGUUCCCGAAGUCUCAGUCCUGGACGUUCCCCGGCCUGCUGUGACCAUGAAAUAAUUAUGAUGAACCAUGUCUACAAGGAAAGGUUCCCAAAGGCUACUGCUCAAAUGGAAGAGCGUCUGAAGGAAGUUGUCACUAGCUACUCCCCUGAGAGCGUGCUCCCCUUAGCAGACGGAGUGCUCAGCUUCACUCACCAUCAGAUUGUUGAGCUGGCGCGAGACUGCUUGGAUAAGUCCCAUCAGGGUCUCAUCACCUCACGCUACUUCCUUGAAUUGCAGCACAAGUUAGAUACGUUGCUACAGGAGGCUCACGAUCGCUCUGAAAGUGGAGAAUUGGCAUUUAUUAAACAGCUAGUCCGAAAGAUCCUAAUUGUUAUUGCCCGCCCUGCGCGUCUAUUGGAGUGCCUGGAAUUUGAUCCUGAAGAGUUUUAUUACCUAUUGGAAGCGGCAGAAGGCCAUGCCAAAGAAGGUCAGGGCAUCAAAACCGACAUUCCCAGGUACAUCAUCAGCCAGCUGGGGCUCAAUAAGGACCCUUUGGAAGAAAUGGCUCAGUUGGGGAACUACGAUAGUGGCACAGCGGAAACACCAGAGACGGAUGAGCCAGUGAGCAGCUCUAAUACUUCCCUGAAACUUCGAAGGAAACCCCGAGAAAGUGAUUUCGAAACGAUUAAAUUGAUUAGCAACGGAGCCUAUGGGGCAGUCUACUUUGUCCGGCAUAAGGAGUCUCGGCAGAGAUUUGCCAUGAAGAAGAUUAAUAAACAGAACCUCAUCCUUCGAAACCAGAUCCAGCAAGCCUUUGUGGAACGAGACAUCCUGACUUUUGCAGAAAACCCCUUUGUGGUCAGCAUGUAUUGCUCCUUUGAAACAAGGCGCCAUUUGUGCAUGGUCAUGGAAUAUGUAGAAGGGGGAGACUGUGCUACCUUGAUGAAAAACAUGGGUCCUCUUCCUGUUGAUAUGGCCAGGAUGUACUUUGCUGAGACUGUCUUGGCUUUGGAAUACCUGCAUAACUAUGGAAUUGUACACAGAGAUUUGAAACCAGACAACUUGCUGGUUACCUCCAUGGGGCACAUCAAGCUGACAGAUUUUGGAUUGUCUAAGGUGGGACUAAUGAGCAUGACUACCAAUCUUUAUGAGGGUCAUAUCGAGAAGGAUGCGCGAGAGUUCCUGGAUAAACAGGUCUGUGGCACACCUGAAUAUAUUGCCCCAGAAGUGAUCCUGAGACAAGGCUAUGGAAAGCCAGUGGACUGGUGGGCCAUGGGAAUUAUCCUCUAUGAAUUUCUGGUUGGAUGCGUACCAUUCUUUGGGGACACCCCUGAGGAGCUAUUUGGACAAGUCAUCAGUGAUGAGAUCAACUGGCCUGAAAAGGAUGAGGCCCCACCACCGGAUGCCCAGGAUCUGAUCACUUUGCUGCUCAGGCAGAAUCCCCUGGAGAGGCUGGGAACAGGUGGAGCCUAUGAAGUCAAGCAGCAUCGCUUCUUCCGAUCUUUAGACUGGAACAGUUUGCUGAGACAGAAGGCAGAAUUUAUUCCCCAACUGGAAUCCGAGGAUGACACAAGUUAUUUUGAUACUCGAUCAGAGAAAUACCAUCACAUGGAGACGGAGGAAGAGGACGACACAAAUGACGAAGAUUUCACUGUGGAAAUACGGCAGUUUUCCUCAUGUUCACACAGGUUCUCAAAAGUUUUCAGCAGUAUAGAUCGAGUAACUCAGAAUUCAGGAGAAGAGAAGGAAGACUCUGGGGACAAAGCCAAAAGCAUGCCUUUGCCGUCCACGGAGCCGCUGAGCUGGAGUUCCGAGUACUCUGAAGUGCAACAGUUAUCAGCCUCCAACUCUUCAGAUACCGACAGCAGCAGACAUAAGCUCAGCUCUGGCCUCCUUCCCAAACUGGCUAUUUCAACAGAGGGGGAGCAAGAUCAAGCCACCCCCCGCUUCGGAGACCCCCGUGAGGAGCCUGGAAAGCCAGUUCUUCCUCCGGAAGAAUGUGCCCAAGAGGAGGCUGAGGUCACCACCCCAGCCAGCACCAUCAGCAGCUCCACCCUCUCAGAUAUGUUUGCGGUGUCUCCGCUCGGAAGUCCCAUGUCUCCCCACUCCUUGUCCUCGGACCCAUCCUCCUCGAGAGACUCCUCUCCCAGCCGGGAUUCUUCGGCGGCUUCCGCAAGUCCGCAUCAGCCCAUUGUGAUCCACAGCUUGGGGAAGAACUACGGGUUUGCCAUCCGAGCCAUCCGGGUGUACGUGGGAGACAGCGACAUCUACACGGUGCACCACAUGGUCUGGAACGUAGAAGAAGGAAGUCCAGCGUACCAGGCGGGCCUGAAGGCUGGGGACUUGAUCACGCACAUCAACGGAGAGCCGGUGCAUGGACUUGUCCACACGGAAGUUAUAGAGCUCCUACUCAAGAGCGGAAAUAAGGUGUCAAUCACCACGACCCCGUUUGAAAACACAUCAAUCAAAACAGGACCGGCCCGGAGAAACAGCUAUAAGAGCCGGAUGGUGAGGCGGAGCAAGAAGUCCAAGAAGAAGGAAAGUCUAGAAAGGAGGAGGUCUCUCUUCAAGAAGCUGGCCAAGCAGCCCUCGCCCCUGCUGCACACCAGCCGCAGCUUCUCCUGCCUCAACCGGUCCCUGUCGUCGGGAGAGAGCCUCCCGGGCUCCCCCACCCACAGCCUGUCCCCGCGCUCCCCGACGCCCAGCUACCGCUCCACCCCCGACUUCCCCUCGGGCACGCCCUCCUCCCAGAGCAGCUCCCCGAGCUCCAGCGCCCCGAACUCGCCGGCGGGGUCGGGGCACGUCCGGCCGAGCACGCUGCACGGGCUGGCGCCGAAGCUGGGCGGCGGCGGCGCGCGGUACCGCUCGGGGCGGCGGCGCUCGGCGGGCAGCAUCCCGCUGUCGCCGCUGGCGCGCACGCCCUCGCCCAGCCCGCAGCCCGCCUCCCCGCAGCGCUCGCCGUCGCCGCUGCUCGGGCCCGUGCCGGGCGCCGCCAAGGGCGCGCCGCCCGCCGUUCCCGCGGGCCCGGGGCGCUCGCCGCCCGCGCUGGCGCGGCACGGGGCGCGGCCCAAGAGCGCCGAGCCGCCGCGCUCGCCGCUGCUCAAGCGCGUGCAGUCCGAGGAGAAGCUGGGCGCGGCCUACGGCGCCGACAAGAAGCUGCUGGGCGCGCGCCGGCCCGGCCUGGAGGUGACGCGCGAGGAGCCGCCGCGCCGCCCCGAGCCCGCGCCGCGCGAGCCGCCCGCGCACGGCCCCGACGAGGGCGGCGUCUGCCGCGCGCGCCCCGUGGAGCAGGGCUGCCUCAAGCGCCCCGCGCCCCGCCGCGCCGCCCGCCCGGAGGACCCAGCGGGGGGCGGCCGCCCCGCGGCGCCGGACGACGGGGCGGCCCGGGCGGGGCCCGCGGGGAGCCUGCGGCGCGACGCCCGCCGCCCGCCCGCGGACGCGCGGGGCCAGGGCGCGGACCGGGCCCCCCCGGCCUGGGACGGCCGGCGCGACGACCCGCCCGACGGCCGCCUCCGCGGGCAGCCGGCCCCCGCCGGCCAGGACGGCGGCCCCCGCCCCGCGCCCGCGCCCCGGGCGCCCGCCGGCCCCCUCGACGCCCCGCCGGGAGCCCCGGCCCGGCCCGGCGCCCCGGCCCCCGGCGUCCCGAGGGCGGGCGGGGCCUUCGCUCCCCUCAAGGCCCUGGCGGGCCGCGGGGAGGGCGGCGCGGAGCGGCCCGGCGCGGGCCUGGACCCCGAGGCCCCCGUCAGGAAGAGCCCGUCGGAGUACAAGCCCGAGGGCCGCGCGGCGUCCUGCCUGAAGCCCCUGGAGGGCACGCUGGACAUCGCCCUGCUGUCCGGACCCCACGCCUCGGCGCCCGCGCGCGGCCCCGGCCCGGGCGACCCCCCGAGGCCCUGCGAGGCCGCGGGCCUGAGGAUGAGCAAGCCCCGCCUGCGGGAGCCCGAGCGGCCGGAGCCCCACCUGCGGGAACCCGAGCGGCCGGAGCCCCCCCUGCGGGAGCCCCGCCUGCGGGAGCCCGAGCGGCCGGAGCCCCACCUGCGGGAGCCCCGCCUGCGGGAGCCCGAGCGGCCGGAGCCCCCCCUGCGGGAGCCCCACCUGCGGGAACCCGAGCGGCCGGAGCCCCCCCUGCGGGAGCCCCGCCUGCGGGAGCCCGAGCGGCCGGAGCCCCCCCUGCGGGAGCCCCCCCUGCGGGAGCCCGAGCGGCCGGAGCCCCACCUGCGGGAGCCCCGCCUGCGGGAGCCCGAGCGGCCGGAGCCCCCCCUGCGGGAGCCCCGCCUGCGGGAGCCCGAGCGGCCGGAGCCCCCCCUGCGGGAGCCCCACCUGCGGGAGCCCCGCCUGCGGGAGCCCGAGCGGCCGGAGCCCCCCCUGCGGGAGCCCCGCCUGCGGGAGCCCGAGCGGCCGGAGCCCCCCCUGCGGGAGCCCCACCGGCCACCCCCCGCCCGGGGCCCCGAGCCCCCGGCCCCGCGCAGAGCCGCCCGCCCCGCCACCCGCAGCGCGCUGGCCGCCCAGGAGAGCCAGCCCCGGCCGGGAGAGGGGGGCCCCGCGCGCCCCGACGGCCCCGCGGACGCCGCGGCGACCCCCCGGGCCCCCAGGGAAGCCUCUGCCGGAGGAAGGCCGGGCCUGGAGGAAGGGCGCGAAGGAGGCCCGCGCGCGCCCAGCCCCCCCGACGCCGCCAGGCCCGGGGCCAACCCCAAAGCCCUGCCCUCCGGGGGAGCCGCCCGCCCGGACCUCCACGCGCGGACCCCGGCCGCGGAGAAGGCGCGGGGGCCCGGCGCGAGCCCCAGCCCGAAAGACGGACACGAGGAGGCGAGGCCCCCGGCCGGGGAGGACGCCCGCGCCCCCGCCGCCGCCCGCGCCCCCCGCCGCUCCCGCCCGGAGCCCCCGCGGGGAAGAGGCGAGCGCGGCGCCCAGCCCGGACCCCGCACCGGCCAGGCCGCCCGCGUCCACCGCCCUGCAGAGACCGAGCCCCCGGGCGCCGGAGGAGAAGGCGCCGCCGCUUCCCGGGGCGACGCCCGGGGGCCCCCAGCUCCGGCCCGGACCCCGGCCCCGGGGCGGCGGAGGGCCGGGGGCGCGCGGGCGUGCUUGCCGCCGCCCGGGGCGGAGCGGGGCGCCCUCCGGCCCCCGCCGCGCGCCGAGCCCGCGUCCGCGCAGGGCCCCCCCGAGCCCCCCAGGGCGCCCGCGGAGAAGGACUGCGUCCCCCCGAGCAGCCCGGCCGCGCCCGCCAACGGGAGGCCCGAGGGCCGGACCUGCGCGGAAGCGCCCUGCGCCCCGGCCGCGCGCAGCCCCGCGCCCGAGCCCGGCCCCCCCCACGCGCGCGGCGACCCGCGGGCCACAGCCUCGGAGAGGCCGGGGGCGGCGGGCAGGGCCGCCGCGGAGCCCGCGGGGAAGGCGCCCGCCCCGUCGAGGCCGCCGGCCGAGGCCGCCCAGGGUGGCCUCCUGAAGCGCGCGCCCUCGGCCGCCGGGCACGGCGCCCUCCGCUCGGCCGCACCCCCGGAGAAGGCCCCGAGCGGCCCCGGCGGCCUCCCCGAGGAGCCCGAGCGCCCGGCCCCCCGCCCCCGGGAGCCCCGCGCGCCCCCCUCCGAGGACGGCGGCGCGCACAUGACCAGGAGCGACUCCCUGCCCACCUUCCGCCCGCCCGGCGCCGCCCCGGGGCCGCCCGGCCACCGGCACCGGGCGCUGUCCGCCACCGCCGCCCCGGCCCAGCCGCCCGCCGCCAGGAGGCCGAGCGCCCUCCCCGCCGCGCCCCCCUCGGAGCGGGACCCGGGGCCGCGGCCCAGGCGGGCCCGGGAGGGCGCGCGGGGCAGCCCCCCCAAGAAAGCCGCCUAG